Messenger RNA from Pogona vitticeps (central bearded dragon), 3731 nucleotides. RefSeq names its product ubiquitin specific peptidase 35 (gene USP35). The record is from RefSeq and is a predicted model, not a curated record. Gene Ontology annotation, cellular component: cytosol; nucleus. Gene Ontology annotation, molecular function: cysteine-type deubiquitinase activity. Gene Ontology annotation, biological process: protein deubiquitination. Lineage: Eukaryota; Metazoa; Chordata; Lepidosauria; Squamata; Agamidae.
UCAGAAAGCGAAGCGGCAGUCGCUGCCCGCAGUCACUGGAGCGCCGGCUGCGGCAAGCUUUGGCUGCCUCGGGGGCAUCGCCCGUCCUUGGCCAUCCGAUUUGGGUUGGGUCCUUUUUAUUUUAUUUUUUUUCUCCCCCUGGUUGCAGAGCAAAAAAGGAGAAGAGAAGGGGCGUGCUUUUGCAAAAUCAUCACCCGAGCACAGGGGACGCGGAUGAGCGCUGGACCCCGAUCAUCCUCCUCUCCUGCUUCGUCGUCCUCUUCCCUCCAUUGCACCAGGACUGGAUCGUGCAAAAGAUCGAGAUGGAUAAGAUCCUAGAGGCCAUUGUCAUGUCUUCCUACCCUGACCACAUGAAACAAGGGUUGGUACGGCGCGUCGUAGAGGCUUCGAAGCAGCCCAUGAACAGUGAGCAGUGUUGGUCCAUGAUGGAGCUGUCCACCAAGCUCUUCCUUGUGGGCGACACCAAGUUCAAGAGGACGGUUGGCAAAGAGGUGCUGGAAACCUUCGCCCUUUACCACAAGGAGGCCUUCGAGGAGUUCUUCAACGCGCGCUUCCUCCUGAGUCUUCUCCAAGAGGGUUACGGGCCUCUCGGGAAAAGGAGCCCCUACGUGUUCGAUUACAUUCACCUGGGGCUGCCGUUCGUUCUGGACAGCCCGUCGGCCAACGAUAUCUUCUUCUUGCUGAGGACCGAAGUGCUCCGGAAAGUUUGCGAGAGGCCAGGGUUGAAGCAGUGCGUGAAGAUCAGCAAGCUUCUCACCCAGCAUCCUCAGUGUAUCCCCACAGGCAAACGGCAGGCCCUUUUCUGCCAGCAGCUCAUCCGUUGCAUCGGGCAGUUCCGCACCACCUCCGGCCGAGACGAGGCCAUUGUGGAUUUCCUGGACCAAGUCCUCAAAGUCAGCCUCUUGCUGCAGAAGAUAUGGAAGAUUCAGAUGUCCUCCAUUCUCCCGGCCUUGAAAGAACUCUUUGCAAUAAUUUCAUCAACAGAUGAUCAGGAGCCACCAUCGAUUGCCUUAGCCAGUGUGGUCCAGCACAUUCCACUGGAACUCAUGGAUGGGAUACUAAGGAAUCUCACCAAUGAUGACAGCAUAACGGAUGUACAGAUGAUGGUGGCCAUCGGCAGGAUGACGGAGUGGGUCGCCUGGCCCCUAGGGAAGAACAUAGACAAAUGGAUCAUCGCGUUGCUGAAGGGCUUGGCUGCUGUGAAAAAGUUCAGCAUCUUGAUUGAAGUCACACUCUCCAAAAUCGAGAGGGUGUUUUCCAAGCUCUUGUACCCUAUCCUGAGGGAUGGGGCCCUCUCUAUUCUCCGUUAUAUGCUGCUCAGCUUCCAGCACUCCCACGAAGCAUUUCACUUGCUUCUCCCGCACAUUCCGAGAAUGGUGGCUGCCCUCAACAAGGAGAACUCGAACUCUGCGGCAAGCUGCCUGGAACAGCUGGCUGAGCUGAUCCACUGCAUGUUCUUCCGUUUUUCAGGAUUUCCAGACCUCUAUGAACCAGUUGUGGAAGCAAUCAAAGCUCUUCCCAUUCCAAAUGAAGACCGAAUCAAACACCUCCUUGGGCAAAAUGCUUGGACUUCACAGAAGAACGAACUGGCCAGUUUUUAUCCUCGCUUGGCUUCCAAAUCGGAGACAGGAAAAAUAGGGUUGAUUAAUUUGGGAAAUACGUGCUACAUGAACAGCAUCAUCCAAGCUCUUUUCAUGGCCUCUGACUUCCGGCGUUCGGUGCUGAAUUUAACCGAGAACAACUCCCAACCGUUGAUGGCGAAGCUUCAGUGGCUGUUUGCCUUUCUAGAGCAUAGUCAGCGCCCGGCCAUCUCGCCUGAAAGCUUCCUCUUGGCCUCAUGGCCUCCAUGGUUCACCCAUGGGGCUCAGCAGGACUGCUCCGAAUACCUGAAAUACCUGCUUGAUCGACUUCAUGAAGAAGAGAAAACUGGGAGAAGAAUUUACCAGAAGCUCAAAGAGUCUACUCUGACGUGUCCAGCUGACGAGCAGCGCUCUGGAGACAAGACUCUCGUUGAACAAAUGUUUGGUGGCAAAAUUAAGACAAAAAUCCGUUGUCUGAAGUGCCUAAAAGUUUCUUCCAGGGAAGAGGCCUUCACGGACCUCUCCUUGGCUUUUCCGCCAGCUGACCAGCAUGUGCCUCUAGCCACUGGCAGUGCCUCAGUUUUACCCAUUGAAGAAAUGGGCCCUCAAAACAUUCAGGCAAGUGUAGAACCACAGAUGAGGCUGAGUGAGCCACCCAGGAGAUCCGGGAUGCCCGUCGCGUCUGGAAUGAGUCCAGUGUUGCCCGUGGAAACCUUGAGACCAGAGGGUCAGGAGACAUCUUCCUCUUUGAGAUGCGAGCAGGAUGCCACGUGCGUGAAGCCUCCAGGAGAAUCAGGAUUGGCUCCACAGGGGCCCGCCUCAGGUUCUGCACCGUCCCGAUCUGUCCCGGAUCUGAUCAAUUAUUUCUUAUCGCCUGAGACGCUGACUGCGGAGAACCGGUACCACUGUGAGAACUGCGCCUCCCUUCAAGAUGCGGAGAAGCUGGCGGAAGUGACGAAGGGGCCUCAUUACCUCGUCCUCACUUUGCUGAGGUUCUCCUUCGACCUGAGAAUCAUGAGGAGGAAGAAGAUCCUGGACAACGUCUCGGUCCCAUUGGCGUUGAAGCUGCCCGUCCUGACCUCCGAGGAACCGAGCGGGACUCAUCCGGCGAGGACGGGGGACCGUUCUCCGUCGUCCUGCAGGGGAUUUGUUUCUGUGAUGUACGAUCUCUGCAGUGUGGUGGUGCAUUCUGGGGUCUCUUCGGAGAGCGGCCAUUAUUACUGCUACGCCAGGGAGUGUGACGACGACGGAGCUGCAGAAAGCGGUCCGAAGGACGCCUCUUGGAACGCUGCCUCGGAGAAACCGCCGAACGUGGCUGUCCAGUGGUAUCUUUUCAACGACACCAGAGUCUCCUUCUCCUCUUUUGAAUCUGUGAGCCACGUGACCUCCUUCUUGCCCAAGGACACCGCUUACUUGUUGUUCUACAGGCAGAGGAGAACUCAGUCCGAAAGCACGGGAGGUGAGGCUGCAGCGGAGUCUGGCUGGGUGAACGGGGACUUGCAUUCACCGGAUAAAAGCCUAAUGGAAGCCAUUGCAAAGGAUAAUAUCCUCUUCUUGCAGGAGCAGGAAAAGGAAGCCAGAAGUCGGAGCGCUUACAUUUCUGCUUUGCCCAAAUCCCCUCUAUGGUGGAAAGACUUUGACAGGGAUGAUGAUGAUGAUGAUGGCUCCUCGGGGGGUUGCGGACACGAUCCUGGCAGGGGAGGCUCGAACUCUUUCCACGGACUAGUCUUUUAGCAGGGAUCGCUUUACUCAAACCCAACGGCUUACACUCUAUAACCGUCAAGUGAGUCUCCUCAGAGCUCGGAAUAAGAGAACCAGCCCAAGAUGGCCAGAAGUGGCUCUGCAAGAAAGAACUGCUGUGGGUUCCUCACCUCUCCUUAAUGUUCGGGAAUUGUAGUAUUUUGGGAGGUGCUUAGCAAGCAGGGGAUUUUCACCGCCCUCAGAUUCUGCUCUUCCUCAUAUCUGAGAACAUAUCAUUUUGUUUGCCAUUGUAGCAUAAUCACCAACAUCUGAAGAGUGGGAUAUUCUUAUGGUGAAAUCUCUUGAGGGAGAGUUUCUUCCUCUAUUGAUUCAGGGAAUCCAAUGUUAUAAGCUGAGCUUAAGUCGUGACUCAAGGACAUUUCCACCAAAGUGAACUGUGUGAUGCAUUUU